Molecule: messenger RNA, 2143 nt
Organism: Colossoma macropomum (tambaqui)
Lineage: Eukaryota; Metazoa; Chordata; Actinopteri; Characiformes; Serrasalmidae
Gene: cracr2b
Product: calcium release activated channel regulator 2B
Exons: 18
Coding region: 112-2013 (633 amino acids)
Molecular function (GO): GTP binding; GTPase activity; calcium ion binding
Source: RefSeq, a predicted model, not a curated record
GAGAGAGUGAGAGAGAGAGUGAGAGAGAGAAACGCUGGAGCCGCAGAACACCUGAGAAUACCUGCGGUGGCUGUGCUGAGCAGCAGGCGCGUCCCCCAACUCCCCAGAGUAAUGUCAGGCUGGCUGAAGGAUGGAGAGGUGCUGGAGGGUGAGGGCAGUGGUCAGACAUCUCCAUGUACGCCCAGGCUAAGGAGCCCCAUGCCAGGCAGAGGGGGAAGACCUUCCCCUAGCAGUGGAGUGAACAGAGACCAGGCUCCAGGCCCUGUCCAACAGGACCGCAUGAGUAAAGCCAAGGAGCUGUUUGAGCUGUGUGACAAAGAGGGCAAGGGCUUCAUCACCAAGAGAGACAUGCAGCGGUUACAGGGAGAGCUGCCUCUGACCCCAGAGCAGUUGGAGUCUGUGUUUGAGAGUUUGGAUCGAGACAGAAAUGGAUUCCUCACUCCCCUCGAGUUUCACACAGGCCUUGGGGAGCUGGUAGGAGUGGAGGAGUGUGAGGAGAAGGAGAGGGGAGUGGAUCCAGCAGAGAUCAGAUUCACACAGACUCUUAUGGAGCUCGGAGCAGAUAAACUCUUUAAAGAUCAGUGGGAGCUGUGCUCUCUGUGGUGUGAUUUGCAGAGGGACAAACCAGAGUUGUUGAGUGUGCUGGAAGAAGUUCUCUCUCAUGCCGUCGCUCAUCUUCAGGACUCACUGAGGGAGAGGGACAGUUUGGAACAGGCACUGCGCAGGCGAGAGGAUGACCAUGACAGAAUGGUGCGCUCUCUCUAUGAAGAUCUGGAGAGCCAAAUCAAAGAAGAGAGAGAAAAACGACAGGCUCUGGACAGUGUGAAGCAGGGAGAUAGAAGGGAGCAGCUGCUGCUGGAGUUGAGGACACGAGAGCAGGAACUAGAGUUCACACUUACCAAACAGAAAGAGCUGGAGACUAGGAUCGAGGCGCUGGGUCGGGAGCAGAUGCUCACGCGGGGGCAGAACCAAAAGCUGCAGCAAAUGAAUGCUGAGCUGCGGGAUCAGCUGGAGCAGAGCCGGGAGGAGCUGCAGAGAGCCCUGGGCCAGCUACAGCUGCUGCAGGACACGAUCACACAACAGCACAAGGGCAAGCAGAGGGAAGUGCUGAAAGUCUCCAGAAACAUGCAGAAAGAGAGAGAGAGCCUGAUGAGGCAGCUGGAUCUGCUCAGGGACAUGAACAAGCGCCUGCGGGAUGAGAAAGAUGCACACCAGGAUCAGAAGAGGACACCUAAGAUGAAGAGACCUUUAGAGAAGAAAGGAUCAAUAAUUGGGGAUUAUUUCCUGGCCAAGAAGCCUGUCAGCAGGCAGCUCAGUUUUGCCACUCAGUUGAAGAAUGGCUCACCUGAUGUGAUCCCUGCAGCAGAGACAACACAACUAUCAGAGAGCAACCAGAGAGCUGUCACGCUACUAGACAGCAAAACGGCUGACCCUCAGCGUGUGUUUAAGGUGGUGUUUUUAGGCAGCUCAGGAGUGGGCAAGAGCUCGUUCAUUCACCACUACUGCAGAGGCCAUUUCCCUAACAAAAUGAGCGCUACUGUAGGAAUGGACUUCCAGGUGAGGAGUCUGGAGCUUGGCUCCACCCAUAUUGCUCUUCAACUUUGGGACACAGCAGGACAGGAGAGGUUCCACAGCAUCACUCAGCAGUACUACCGCAAGGCCGAUGGAAUCCUGGCCAUGUAUGAUGUUACUCAGGCCACCUCGCUCACAGCACUGCGCAACUGGCUAGACCAAGUUCAGAAAAACAUGGCUGAGGGAGCAUGUCUGAUGUUACUAGGCAAUAAGACGGACAUGGAGGAAGGGGGAAGGAGACAAGUGACCUCCAGACAGGGCCAGAAACUGGCUGAGGAGUACCAGGCAGAAUUCUUUGAAUGCAGUGCUAAGAGUGGCCAUAAUAUACAGAGGUCCAUGACACACCUGGCUCGACUGAUGGCGGCACAGCAAGAUAAACAAUGUGAGUCUGCCCUACAUCUUCAUGACAACUCCAGCAACAGAGGGCACUGUUGCAAAUAGUUAGAGGAGCAGCGUCAUGUGAGGAUAUAAAACCCAGUCAGCGGGUCAUGGAACUUCUGACGGAGGCCUGCAUCACGCCAGAAAGAACACGACCUGAUCUCAGAGCACUAAUGGAACAAGUGGAAGUUCU